AUGGCAGACUCGAAAGUGAGCUUGAAGCUUCUUAUAGACACAAAAACCAACAAGGUUCUCUUUGCAGAAGCUGGCAAAGACUUCGUUGAUUUCCUCUUCAACCUUCUCUCUUUGCCUGUUGGAGCAGUCGUUAGGCUUCUCACAAAGCAAUCCAUGGUGGGUUCGCUGGGUAACCUUUACGAGAGCUUCGAAAACCUGAGCGAAACCUACUUUCAACCCGACCAGAACAAGGACUCUCUCUUGAAACCCAAAAUCUGUGCUUCUCAAGUUCCUCUGUUGCUGCCUGAUGUAUCAUUUGUUACGAACAAGAAGUUCUACACGUGCUCCAACUAUCAGCCGGGUCAAGAGCAUUCAAGGUCAUCACGGUCCGACGACUCGUCCCGACCGUGUUCCUACCUUUCGGUCGCCGAUGACCCGAGUGCGGUCUGUCCUAAGUGCAAUGCUUAUAUGACCAAGGAGGUAAGCUACGUUGCACGGGCCGAGGCCGAAGAGGUGUCAGCUGGUGAGGCAGCAGGAGGGUAUGUUAGAGGUGUGGUGACUUAUAUGGUGAUGGAUGACUUGGCGGUGAAGCCUAUGUCUACUAUCUCUAGCAUUACAAUGCUUAACAAGUUCAAUGUUAAGGAUGUUGGUGCCCUUGAGGAGAGGGUCGUUGAUUUUGGAAUGAAUGAGGGUGUGCAGCUGUUGAAGACAUCUUUGCAGUCUGAAACAGUCCUGACCACCAUCUUCCUUGGGAAUAUGGUGGAGUUGUCCAUACAAUGACGGUACUAGUAUUGGAUUUGUUUAACCUAUAUAUAUGUGGAGGUGGUUAUUGGGCUGAAAGAUUGAAUACAAUGUUUUA
This is a messenger RNA of Ilex paraguariensis (yerba mate), 838 nucleotides long. The record is from the annotation of a GenBank genome assembly. Lineage: Eukaryota; Viridiplantae; Streptophyta; Magnoliopsida; Aquifoliales; Aquifoliaceae.